CUGAUUGGUCAAUCGUGGGCUGAAAAAUUGUAUAAAAUAGAACACAGAAGAGCAGAGGUAUGCAACUAGGACUGUGAAUAGACCGAUUUACGUCUGCUUCUGAAGCCAGAAAUCAAGAUCACCAUGAAGAUCGUGUUGGUGUUCAUCGCUGUGUGCUUUAUUGCAGUCUCCUGUGCUGUUCCUAUUAAGGAUGAGCAUGAACGAGAGAAGCGCUCAUCCAGCAAUGAGUCUAACCAAAGAGUACGGUUCCAGCCACCAUUCUUUCCAUACAUUCCCAGCAUCAACCCCAACCCCAACCCCAACCCCAACAUAAACACCAACAACAUGCUGAAUCUUCUGCUGCCCCUGCUGCUCGGACGUCUGGCCUCUGCCCCUACCACAGGCAAAUAACACCACCACUUCAAAUUAUCUUGUUAUGUAAGAUUAUUGGUAGCUUCUUGAAAUAAAGACAUGUCCAUAAUAAGCA
Molecule: messenger RNA, 466 nt
Organism: Neoarius graeffei (lesser salmon catfish)
Lineage: Eukaryota; Metazoa; Chordata; Actinopteri; Siluriformes; Ariidae
Exons: 4
Coding region: 124-390 (88 amino acids)
Source: RefSeq, a predicted model, not a curated record